This is a messenger RNA of Drosophila arizonae, 1235 nucleotides long. Its product is annotated as putative acetylcholine receptor chaperone. The record is from RefSeq and is a predicted model, not a curated record. NCBI's taxonomy places the organism in Eukaryota, Metazoa, Arthropoda, Insecta, Diptera, Drosophilidae. Gene Ontology annotation, biological process: positive regulation of protein localization to cell surface; chaperone-mediated protein complex assembly. Gene Ontology annotation, cellular component: endoplasmic reticulum.
CAGUCUCAGUUUAAGUAGCAAUUCGAACGCGUCUGUGCGUCCACACGAAGCAAACGAAAACUGCCUAGGGAAAGCGAGCAAAAAUUGUUUAUAGAAAAUUAUACAUACCACACAAAGUGUUUUCGCCCAAACAUUCAAAUUUUGAAUUUCAUAUAACUUUGGGUUUUGUUUUUGUGUGUUUCGGUGUGCUUUGUCCGUCGUGGUCGAGUAAGAAGCUGCGACGUGCGCUAAAUUUAGCGACCGGUGUAUUAUAGGGUGUUGUAUGCUAUAUGAAUUCGAGUCCCAGUAUCAUCUGGCCACGCCUCCACGCCGCCGCCAACAGCCAGCCGUCAGCCGCCGCCUCUUCUCGCUCUCGCACGAGAAGCGCGCCCCAAAUUUGUGAUUUCAAAAUAGUAUUCAUACAAAUUAUGUGCUCAACCCAGCGAGCAAUCCAAUAACAACAACAAGAUAUUAUAAUAAUUAGUAAAUAUUAUAGACAGUUGGGCUUUUAGUGUCUGUGAGUGAUUUAAAGUCAAGCACUAUAAACAAAAUGCCAGCCUCGAAUACGAUUGUGCUCAAGAGUUUGUCCAUAUUGCUGGGCCUGUUUUUCAUAUUUGUGGGCACGCUGAAGCUGACGCCGCAUAUUAGCAAGGAUCUCUACAAGGAUCUGCGCACAGAAUACGUGAAAUAUGCCAAGGUAUUUCCGUUGACGGCUAUGUUUGGCAUUAAGAUACCCUCGAAAUGGUAUCGACGCACCGUUGGCAUCUUGGAGAUUGUGUGCGGCCUGGCCAUGGCAUUAAUACCCUAUCACAAGAUCAAGAAUGUGGCGAAUGUGCUGCUGCUGCUGCUGAUGCUGCUGGGCAUCUACCAGCAUUGGAUGGUCAGUGAUCCCUUCGAGCGUUCCGGACCGGCGCUGGUGUUCACAUUCAUGUUGGGCGGCCGAUUGGUCGUCUGGUAUCAGACCAGUCGCAAGGAGGCCGCUGACCUCUCGGCCGUCAAUGCUCCGCAAGCGAAUGGGCUCAAGCAGGAGUAGAUAAUGCCACGGAUAACUAGAUUUUUGAUCGUAUAUAUAGUCGGAAUCAUUAAUUCAACUCAUAGACGCACUUGUAAACAGCUUUCUUUUAGCACAAUUAGUUGAAAUUUUUCGAGCUCAAUUGGCGACCUUAAUACAUAACAUAUAAUACAAGCUAUUAACGAAACAACUCUCAUUUAUAGUUAUAAAUUAAAUCAAAUUUUUUAUAUAGAAUAAAACAAAA